AUGUCGUUCUACUCAAUUGCCGGCACCCAAUUACACUGGCGUAACGCUGCAUUUGUUAGCGGCGAGCCGUCACACGUUCUUUCAAAUGACAGUAUCGAGUUGAGCCACCAACUAACCUUCGGCCAAGGAGACUUUGUCGAUCGGCUGUUCAAGUCGCCAGGUUGGAAAUUUGUCGUGGUUCUCUUCAGUAGUCUCAUGGUGUACGAGAUUGUGCUGUUUAUUAUCCUACCACCAGAGCCAACCUUCAUCUUUAUGUCCUGGGCCGUUCUAGCGUUGCCCGUCAUUGACGUACAUGCCUCGUCUGCACUCGGUGUUUUGCACCCCAUUUUCGGCGCUGGUCCAUUGCCAUGGCUGCCAAACGGCACCACACUCCAGGGGUUCGAGGACUGGCAUAUUUCCCUGAUCAAACUGGAAAGCACUCGAAAAGACGUAUUUCCGUUUAAGAAGGAUGGCUAUAUUUGGAAAAAGCUGGCGGAAACUUUUCGCGACGAAAGGAUUCCUGAGCACGCCCUCGAACGGCUGCACACUAGGCACACUGACCCCAACAGCGAACCGCAUGACGGAUUCCACCACUUGAACAAAACGCCCAGAGGAAGUAUAAGCUUCGACAACGCAUUUACGACUGCUUCAUAUACACGAAAAUGCUUUACGGGCACAUUAUGCGGCGUCACGCCUCUCGUCGCAGAUUUCAACGUCGAAUUCAAAAACCAUCUCUAUCAGCCUUGCUUUCCUCAGAUCUGCAACGCCUUCAAUAAAAGCUACGUUGAUCGGUGGAUGAAUAAGAUUCUAGGCAUCCUGGACGAGCAACGAGUCGCCAAUGAGACAUUGGUCGUCGCCGUGCGCGACCACGGCUUGUCCAUCGCUGAGAAUCACGGCGUGACAGCCUACCUGAACCCUAACGUGGCAAAUUUUCAUGUUCCCUUGGUGCUUUCCCAUCCACAGCUACCAACACUUCACAGCAAUGCCGCAGUGCAGUCCCUCCAGAUCUUGCCAACCAUUUUGGAUCUCUUGCUGGAGACAAGGUCGCUGCCGGACGAGGCUUUACAAGCAGCGACCGAUCUUUUGGGCCUUUAUGAAGGCCAAUCUUUGAUUCGGCUCACUCAUACUGAAUCAAGAAAGACUGGUCAGCCUAACUGGCAAUUUACCGUCAUGAACCCCGGUAAAGCGACGCUAGGUGUGCGAAGUGCUCGUGACCCAGCGUGGCGCCUUGUGGUGCCCCUUGUCGAAGACAUGGAGUGGCGCUUCACGAACCUCGAGAACUUUCCCAAUGAAACAGAAGAAAUUGUUGACUUUGGUUAUACUUCAUUCCUCGGGACAAUUGAAGAGAUACACGGAAAAGGCGCGGCUGUAUGGGCGGAGGAAGCCGCCUUCCUGGCGCGGUGGUGGGUAGACGAAAAUCGAAGACGAUAUCGCUACACAGAGUAG
This is a messenger RNA of Beauveria bassiana ARSEF 2860, 1425 nucleotides long. RefSeq names its product subtilase-like protein. The transcript has 5 exons. The coding region runs from base 1 to 1425 and encodes 474 amino acids. Lineage: Eukaryota; Fungi; Ascomycota; Sordariomycetes; Hypocreales; Cordycipitaceae. The record is from RefSeq and is a predicted model, not a curated record.